Vicia faba (fava bean) is the source of this 1209-nucleotide messenger RNA. The record is from the annotation of a GenBank genome assembly. NCBI's taxonomy places the organism in Eukaryota, Viridiplantae, Streptophyta, Magnoliopsida, Fabales, Fabaceae.
AUGUCUCUCACUCUUAACCUUCUAACCCCUUCUUUCUCUCCCCACAACAACCGACUCAUUUCAUGCUCUUUCUCUUCACAAUCUCUCAAGUGUAAGAGAGAGUACACCAGUGUGAUGAUAGUGCCCACUGGAGUUGGAGCCGCUAUUGGUGGAUUCGCUGGUGACUCUUUGCCCGUUGCUCGCGCUCUUUCGUCAGUUGUUGAUUGCCUUAUCACUCACCCUAAUGUUCUUAAUGCAGCAAUGAUGUACUGGCCAAUGCCUAAUGCUUUAUAUGUUGAAGGUUAUGCUCUUGACAGAUUUGCAGAAGGGUCAUGGGCUUUACAACCUGUUCACCAAAAUAGGGUUGGAAUAGUUCUUGAUGCCGGUAUAGAGGAAGAUCUCCGGAUUCGCCAGUUACAAGUAGCCGAUGCUGCACGAGCUUCCCUUGGAUUGCCUGUUGUGGAAUAUAUUGUCACAGACACUCCACUUGAGGUAGAGAAAUGGAUUGAUCCCAAAACUGGAAAAUCAACAGGGAGGAUUAAGCACCCUGAUUCUUUACUUAGAGCUGUGCAGACCUUAGUGAGUAGGUCAAAAGUGAAUGCUGUUGCUGUUGUCGGACGUUUCCCAGACGAUGAUAUUGAUGAUGUUGAUGAAUAUCGGCAGGGAUUGGGAGUAGACCUAUUGGCGGGAGUUGAGGCAGUUAUAAGCCAUCUAGUGGUGAAGGAGUUCCAAAUUCCUUGUGCACAUGCUCCUGCAAUGGCUCCAAUUCCUUUAAGUCUAUCUUUAAGUCCCAAAUCAGCAGCUGAGGAGAUUGGGUACACUUUCCUGCCAUGUGUGCUAGCUGGCCUCAGUAAAGCUCCGCAAUACUUGGUCAUGCAUUCUGAAUCAAUGGAAAAGGGUUGCAUAUUGGCAAGUGAUGUGGAUUCUGUAGUCCUUCCUAAAGAUGCUUGUGGAGGGGAAGGGACUCUUGCUUUUGCAAGAAAUGAAAAACAUAAGCCACUUAUCAUUACUGUGGAAGAAAAUGAAACUGUUCUGGAUGAUACUGCAUAUAAACUUGGUUUUGAAGCGCUGCAUGUCUCAAAUUAUUGGGAGGCUAUUGGAGUAAUGGCUGCUCACAAAGCGGGGAUAGAUCCAUUUUCACUGAGAAGAAAUAAAAUUCCUAACAUCGGUUGCACUUCUUCUAAGCCGGUCAAUGGUCGCUACAAUACAAGAGAAAGAGCUAUCUACUGA